GUUCUCUGUCAUGCAUUGGUUUAUGUCUAUUCUAUUAAAAUACCAGAGAACGUAUAUCACGUUAUACGUUCUCUGAACGUUCUCUGCAAAUACGAGUAUUUUUGACAGUUAUUUGAAGUAUUAAGAACAGAGUUGUUACAAUACGUCUAAGGAACGUCAAAUUCAAAUGUCAACCAGGUGCAAAUUGAUGAGCAAAAUAAAAACAAUAUUAACCGCGACUGCGCCGAUAACCGCGAAAUUCAAGCAAUUUAGGGAGCAUAAACCUAAGCCAUAUAGAAAGGUAUUUGGUGCUAAGUGAGAAAGGAUAAUGUGAAAAGCGAAAUAUUCGCAAAGUUGUUUAGUGCGCAAGGAUGUAGAGAAAAUGGCAUAUGCAUACAGUUCACUGUGGAGUCAUGCUUGGUCAAGUGCAGUUUUCAGUGGAUUCUCGUAGUGUAUAAAUGGUGCGGAUGAGUGAACAGCGUUGGAAUUUUGGUGAUAAAUUGGUGUAUUAAUCCUUGGGAAAAAAGUAACUCCUAAAGAAUUUAAAUAUACAUAAAGCAAAUGCCUUUUAUAUAAAGCAAACUUUGUAAAACCAUCUUAAAUCCAUUUACAAAAUAUAAAGUUGUAGUAAAAUUUUGAUUGGGACAAAUAAAAGUAUAUUAUGAAAAAAAGUGUCUCUUGUGAAUAAAGUGACUUACUUAUUGCCUUUCUUUGCCAUUUACCUAAACAUUCUAAUGUGCGUCCUCAGGGAAUGAAUGGAAAACUCUUACACUUACCGCAUGCGGAAUUGCUGUUGUGUAUAUGAGAACGAAUUGGCACCCAUUGCUAUAGAAGCGAAAUUCAUGAAAAAUCGAUAUUCUGCAAAAGGGAAACGGUCAGUCGCGCUUUAGGUAAAGUGGCUAUAUGUGCGCCUCUAAUUGGUUUUGAUCAUGCGUUGUUAAUUCAGUUGCACCAGAAAUAAAUAAUUAAACAGCACUUUUAUAAACAAAUUAAAAACUCAAAACUCUCACAGGAACACUAACAUGCUAAUGUUGAGCUUUAUAUGCUACUUGUGUUGUUGUCUUUUGUCCUAAAUUCCAUAAGUCGCGUGCUCAAUUAUAUAUUUUUGACAAUAACUCGUACACUCACGAAUAUUAUCAUAUUUACGUGUACAUAUGUAUUUAUUAAUCCAUUAUCCUCACUGCCAUCAACAUAGAAGCUACAACGUACCACCAGAUUUCUCGAUCUGUAAACUCAUUGUCUACUAAAACUGCCUAUUUCGGUGUAUGCAUUGUUUUUUUAUUUUUACAAAACGCCCACAAUUAUUAUACUCAUUGCUACAGAUGAGUCAUGCGCGUCAAAAAAUAUUCGAAUAUUUUAAACAACUUUAAGAUAACAGUGAUUUGUGCGGAUCAUAUAUUAAAGUUAUUUGGUGCUCUCAUUGAAUUCGUAUAGCUAAAUAAAUAUGAAUGUGUGCUGAAGAGAUUCAAAGUGUUUACUUUCGGUUAUCAUUGCAUCUAUAAUUAUUGACUUGAUACUAAGUUUGCAAAUAAAAUGAAGACGCGUCUUGUUUCGUUAACAUACCGCGGCAGCGCCUCUGUGGAUCCGCGCUACUCCGCCGCAAUGUUGCCAUGGACCAUAAAUGAUAUUCGCUCCACUGAAAGUUACUCGAAGCUCUCCGUUGGCAUCGAAAAUGGUGUGCUCGAGUCAUAUAAUUCCGAUUUCGAGUUACAAUUCAGUCAUCCGCUCAAGCAUAUUGUUGGCAUGUGCCGCAUCGUACAUAAGCAGAGCAAUACGAAAAGCGCCGGCAAUGGUUUCCUCCAGUUGAAAGCCUUCACCAGCGGCGGCAGCGCCACAAAUAGCAAUGCGAAUGUUUUGAAAACAAACGGCACAGGUGGUGCCUUAACCACAUCGACUUCGUAUGGUUCACUGUCCUCAAGCGCUGCACUGCGUGAACGGGAGCGCGAACAGGCGGCGUUGGCCGCCGCAAGUAGCGUAGAUGGCGGCACUAACGAGGCAGUUAAUGGCGGAAAUGCGAAUAAUUUCAUGGAAUUUCUCGGUCCCAUCACAGGCCUGGUUUAUUUGAUGAAGGAUCCACGUGACCCGUUAUUGCAUAUUUAUCUAUUCGAAUGUGAAGCGGUUGAGGAGAUGGCGGAGCUCAUGCAUCAAAUGCGUGAUCCUGCACACACACUUGGCGGCUCUGUGGGCAGCAUACCGCAGACCUUUGUCGCCAACGGCUCCAGCAAUGACUUGUCCAUGCAGCGCGCACUCACCGGCAACGGCAUACAUGCCACACCGGCUACCAAUCUCAAGCUUAGCGAAGCCGUACGCAAUGCUCAACAUGAUGCUAGUCCCAAUAUUGUUUCGUCUAAGAUGAAAUCGUCUAAAUCGUAUACACAUGGCUUGAGCAACUCAGCGGGCACCGUACACAUUCCGACAUCUACCUCCGCGCAGAGUAAUCUGUCAUUGCUCGCCGAUAUCUCUCCCAAUCACACGCACUUCUUCGAGGUCAUGUAUGUGGGUAAAAUACGUGUCUCACACAAGCGCGUGCCGUUCUCAUUCAUCGAUGACGCCCUGCCCAAGUUCAAGGCGUACGACGCGCAACGUACGCGUCUCAUGCAGUUGACCGCCACUGCCACGGCCAACGCCACAUCAACGGCUAAUCGCAAACUCUCCUUGAAUGUUGAGUCCAGCAGCGUUAAUGCGCACGCCAAUAGUAGCACCGUAACGUUUGAUCUGAAAACGAUUUCCUUCAAAGAGAGUGAUGCUGAAGAAUCAGCGGCAGAAAUGCUUGAAGGCGCGGCCGCGGAAACAGAAGCCGAAACAUCGACGGAGACAGAAACGGAAGCUGAACAGCAGGAUGCAAUCACUCGCAAGUCGGUGAAGGAAAGCAUUGCAGAGGAAGGCGUUGCACAAAUCGUUGGGGACGAGCAUAAAACAUCAAGCAAACCGAAUAAAUUACCGAAGCGAUUACUGCGCGGCAUUAGCCAGACUGAACUUCCUGUGAAAAAAGAUACAAGCACUGAGGAAGAAAACGAAGCAGGUCCAAGGACGGAUGUGUCUCUUGCACCGAAUGUUAUAAUCAACAAACAUCCAUCACCGCCACGUCAAGCGCAGGAGGAGGCUACAAAAGAGCCAGCGAUGCAACAAGAAAAAACGGUAACAACAGCAACAGCAGAUGAGACACAACAGCAAAUGCUUAAGAUACCACAACAACCAACCUACGUAACGCUCGACACCAUACCCAAGCAACGCGAUCGUUCCGCUUCGUACGGUUGUAUUCCGCCAUUUGUAGAGCAGAAUCGCACUAUGGUCUUUUUGGUGGGGCGCUCUGAUUUGCGGCUCAUCUCGCCGGAUCGUAAGCAAGUUUUACUGUACAAGGACUUCAAGGAUGUGGCCAGUUGCGCACAGGGACAGAAGAAUCCUGAUCAUUUCGGCAUCAUCUGUCGUGAGGUGCAUAAUGAUGGCUACAUAGGUUAUGUCUUUAAAUGUCAGUCGGAUCAUGUGUGCGACGAUAUAGUGGCGGCCAUUUCGCAAGCGUUCGUAACAUGCGCGGAACAAAAGAAAAAGGAAGCCACACAGAUUUUCUCAUGUGAACACUGUCCAAUGUUGUGGUAUCACAAACUCUGCACCGACAUUGAAGGUUUGAGUGAAAAGAAAACACAAGCGAUGAUAUUCCGUCGUAUAGAAUCGCUCACCGACGAUGAGCAGGACAUGAUUUGGGCCAAGUACUAUGGUUCGGAGAAGACCAGCUCACCGCUGUCGGAACAAAAUCAAUUUUUAAUGAUGCUUUUACGAGCGCACUGUGAGUCACGCCAACAAAGGCAUGUGCACGACACUGCUGAGAAUCGUUCAGAGUUCUUGAAUCAAUACUUGGGUGGUAGUACGAUUUUUAUGAAAGCCAAACGUUCGCUCACCAACUCAUUUGAUCAUCUGUUGAAACGUAAAGCAUCCAAGGAUGACAUUGGCAUAGCGCAUGAUCUGCGCGAUAAUCAGAUACGUGAGAAGUCGGCCGAGCCACAUCCGGUUAGUCGCAGUGGCAACGAGACACCACCGGAGGGUUUCCGCUCACGUUCGAACACGAUUGGUAGCGCAAGUCCGAGUAAACCGAAUGCGGAGCACUUGAAGAGUCCCAUGAUGGAUAUUUUCAUUAAAGUUGGCAACAGUCCAAAGGAAUCUGAAGCACAUAAAGCUUCAUGGCGUCACGCCAUUUUAAAUAGCGUGGUAACACCAUCGAAGGGUAUGGAUGGCGAUGCGCAGAAUGAAUUUAUGUCACCAAUGAGGAUCACAAAACGCAUUCGCGGCAAACGAUCACGUGAGGAACUUCGCGAUCUCUGGAAGACCGCCAUACGUCAGACCAUACUGUUGAAUCGUAUGGAAACCGAGAAUGCCAUGUUGCAGGCGCGUCAAAAUGAAAAUGAGCUCAAACGCAUCAAACUCGACUAUGAAGAGAUCGUGCCAUGCGACAAACAACUGAUCGAGCGUUGGGAACAGAUUAUUGAACGUGACUCCAUGAAGAUCGCCAAUAAGAAGGAUCCCAAAGUGCUGGCACAAGCGAUUAAAUGUGGUGUGCCACGUUCGAAACGUGGUGACGUUUGGACCUUCCUCGCCGAUCAGCAUUCCAUGAACACAGCACCAGUGGAUACAAGGAAAUUUCCAAAUUUCAAUACGCCCUAUCAUACUUUGCUGAAAAAUCUCACCGAACAUCAGCAUGCCAUCUUUAUCGAUCUGGGUCGCACCUUCCCUAAUCAUAAAUUCUACAAGGAUCCACUGGGUGUGGGACAAUUGUCGCUGUUCAAUUUACUGAAAGCCUAUUCGAUACUCGAUCCAGAGUUGGGCUACUGUCAGGGCUUGGGUUUCAUAUGUGGCAUAUUGUUGUUGCAUUGCGAUGAGGCGGACGCUUUUCAAUUGCUCAAACAUCUCAUGUUUCGACGUCAGAUGCGCACUAAAUAUCUGCCGGAUAUGAAGAAAUUUCAGUUGCAGUUAUAUCAACUCUCGCGGCUCGUCAAAGAUCAUUUGCCAGAAUUAUAUAUUUGGCUCGAUCAGAAUGACGUGUCGCCCACUCUGUACGCCGCACCCUGGAUUCUAACUGUAUUUAGCUCACAAUUUCCGUUGGGUUUCGUGGCACGCGUUUUCGAUUUGCUUUUCCUCGAGUCGUCGGAGGUGAUUUUCAAAUUCGCAAUCGCUUUGCUAACAGUGCACAAGGACGAGUUGUUGGCACGCGACAACUUUGAGGAAAUUAUGGAUUAUCUCAAGACGGUCGUACCGAAAAUGGAAGCGCAUACAAUGGAGAAAAUAAUGAAAUUGGUAUUCACUUUGGAUGUCAGCAAGCAGCUGACCGAAUAUAAUGUGGAAUACAAUGUAUUACAAGAAGAGAUCUCAACAGCAAAUCACCAUUUGGAGAUGUUGAACCGAGAGAAAACACGCAAUAUGCAUCUCGAACAGCAGCUGCAGUUUGCUCAAUCGUCGAUCGCACAGCUGGAGAAGACACGCUCCUCUCAACAAACGCAAAUCACUUCGCUGCAAACACAGGUACAAUCACUGGAGUUGACUAUACAAACGCUCGGUCACUUCGUUGCUCAAUUGGCCGAACAAAAUGUCGAACUCGAAUUGCCCGGCGAUGUACGACGCAUACUGCAACAGCUGGACGAUUUGGAACGUCAACGCCGACGGCCACACUUCACUGAACGCAAAAUUGGCAAAUCCGUGUCGGUUAAUAGCCAUUUGGGGUUUCCACUAAAGGUGUUAGAAGAGUUGAACGAAAGAGAAGAACAUGGUUCGCCACAAAAGAAGAAGGAGAAGACACCUUUUUUUGAACACACCUAUGAACAAUUGAGACAACAACGCUAUACACAACAACAACAAAAUGCUCAAACAUCAACAACAACACAGCAGCAGCGAAAGUUAUUAAAUAGCGCUAGCAAUUCGCUGGACGACAACCAAUACCAAACGCAACAACAACAACAACAACGGCCAAAUCGCCUACUAGACUCGGCAGACAUACAAACGAAGCCAAGCGAACUCAAGUUGACCAAUCAGUCGGAGCAGCCGUUCGAUAACGCCAACAUACGCAGCCCACUUGAGGUGGACAGUGGCGUGGGCACACCACUCAGUCCACCCAGCACGAGCAGCAAUAGCAGCAGCAGCGGACUCAGUACAGGCUCCAGCAGUGGUGGUAGCCUCUUCAGUCGGAUGGGUUACAAAAAUACACCAACGGCGCUAUCACCGUUAAGCAGUCGGCAAACUUUGUAUGGCGCCGGCAGUGUGCCAGCAACAACAGCGCCUGGUGGCAAAGUUGUGCCAGCUGUCGCGAUUAUUGCGCCCACAGAGCAACCGCAGACGAGUGCAGAAAUGCAUCCACUGAGCAUGGUUGGUGAGGUAAAUGUGCGUUUUAACGGUACAACACAACUUAAAUCCAUACGACCCGUACAUCAUAUGCGUCCGAUGGUCACUGUGGCAGCGGGUGUAGCGGCAGCGGCUGCAUCGGCGCUGCAAGAGCAAUCGGCUAAGACGGCUGGCGAGAUCAGCAGCAGUAGCGGCAGCAAUGAGACAACAAAUACAGAUGCGAGUAACGGUCGCAGCUAACGGUUUUGAUUCAUAGCGAAAAUAUUGCGUAGCUUCUAUUAAAGAUACCUAAAACUCAUGAUAAAUCCAAAAAAAAAAAUAGACGAAAAUAGAAAAUAAAGUGAAGACUGCGGUGGUUUUCAGUUUGAAAGCGUGCUUCAAAAUGUAGUGGUUAGCGACAAAAAUUUUUUAAAAAAAAAAAGAAAUCUAGCAAAAAUUCUACAGAUACGGAAUGAUAAAAACUGAUGACAUAAACUGCUUUUAAAUGCCGCUAUUUGAAUUGAUAACUUUAAUAAGAGCACCUACGCUAACACGAUCGCUAUGCAAAAUCUCGUUAAAUUAUAAGGUAAAAUAUGUAUUUAGACAAAUAUAUGUAUGUAUAUGAACGUCAGCGUUGAAAUGUAACCGCUAACCUUUUGAUGAUAAUUAUAAAUUAUUUCGGUUAAUGUAUGUACAUAUAUAAUUUCCUGUACCUUUUUUUUAAUAUUGGUUUUUCCAGUAUAUGUAUUUCUACCAAAGUUGUCCUUACAGAAAGUCAACAGUUAUUACAAAAAUAUAAAUAUUACUAUUACUUGUAAGUAAAAUUUAAUUAUACUAAAAUCUUUUUUUAGUUUUUUUUCUUUUGUUUUUUUUAUAUACUUUUUUUUUAUAAAAUUUUUUUUACAUAAUUUUUAAUAAAAAAAAUUUUUUUUGGUUGUUUUUGAUUUUUUUAUAGUUUCUAAAAAAAGUAUGUAAAUUUUGGUCAGAAAGUUAUAUACAUAUAUUCAUUAAAGUCGAUAUAUUGUUAUAUUUCGCAUGUAUUGAACAUAUUUUGAGGCUAGUCACGAGUCAAUCGACCCUGUGUAAGAAUGACGACUCGCAUUCGGUAAAGUACAGUUUUGCUGUUUUGAAAAGAUUAAGAUAUAAGUUCCUUAUAGCUAUUUUUCAGUUUUCAUAUAUAAUUUUUCUGUAAUUAAAAAAUAAUAAUAAUUAAUAACCAAAAUCGCUUGUGUCAUGUGAAUAUAGUGAUUGAAUUAUGUAUGUAUACUUAUAGUAAUUAAUAAAUAAUUAAUUAAAAAAAAUAUAAAUAUUUUAAAAUUCGCUUCGCUAAGUCCCAAUUGUUGUUGCUUGCUUACUUUGUGGGGAAACAAAACAUAAAUAUGUAUAAUUUUGUUUACCUUUUUUUCUAAUUUUUCAAUUUUGAUUUAUUUAUCUCGGCAGCAGUACCCGAAAUUAUUUUUGGUUUGGAAUGAAGUCCACCAAGUAGAAAGUGAUAGAUCUCGAGCCUAGACUUCAGUAAAUGUGUGUGUGUGUUUUCAAAAUUAGUUUUUAGCGAAUAAAUUUAAAAAUAUAAUUUGAAAUGUUUAAAAGCUUACAAAAAAGGUAUAUUAAUUUAGCAUUGUUUUUUUAGUUUAUAGAAAUAAAUAAUUAAGUGUAAACAAAUGGUUAGUAAUUUACAAAUAUUUAUAUAGAUUCUUAUUCGAAGAUAAUUUAUGUCUAUGUAUGCGCGAUUAUAUUGCAUAAUUUUCUAUUUUCAUUUCUAUUUGCAAUUUUUUUUAUUGAAACAAAUAAUUCGAGCGUUAAUGCCAUGCAUAUACUCGUUUAUACAUGCAGUAAAUAUUUACAUAAGUACUUAAGCAAAAAUUAAAAAAUAAAAUACAUAAAACGAUAAAUGUAUAGCUUGCUUAUAUGUGUUACGUUGUGAUUAGAAAAGAAAAAUUUAUUGAAAAACUUAUAUUCAAAUUGUAGUUGCAAAUUACCCGCUUGAUUAGCUACAAAUACUUAUAAAAGUACACAAAAAUGUUUACGUAUAAUCUCUCUUAGCAUAAGCUCGUGCAUAAAUUUGUAUAAUCACAUGCAUAUAUAUAUCAAUUUUUUGUUUAUUUACUAGCGCUUGUUAUAAUUUUUUUAAAUAAAAUGUAAUCACAUAUGUAAUCAAAAGUAAAUUAUAAUAUAUUGUAAUUUCUAGUUUAGUAAUGUAAUUUGCAAGUACCAAAAGCAUAGCCGUGACUUAAAUGUACAUAAGUGUAUACAUACAUACAUAUGUAUGUGUGUAUAUGCUUGCAUAGUGUGUAGUAGUGUAGGAGUGUAGUGCCCAAAUAUGCGCUCUGCUGCAAUUCUUCACAAAUACUUAUAUAUACUAGUAUAUUUGUAUCCGACUUUCGAAUACCUACUUUUCAAGGUUUUAUAAAAUGCUUAAAAAUGGUUAAAUUUAUAUGCUCACAAAUAUACACACAUAAAUACAGAUAUACAGUUAUAUUAUGGAAAUGUCUCAGUAAAAUAAAAAUUGCUAUAUGUAUUUAAUUGCGGAGCAGCAUAAUUAUUUGUUUAACCAAAUACAAAAACUAAAACUAAAUAAAUUCUAUUUAUUAUGUAGUUCACUGAAAGCAAUUGCAGCUAUUGAAUAAAAAUGUAUAACUA
Bactrocera oleae (olive fruit fly) is the source of this 8922-nucleotide messenger RNA. RefSeq names its product PTB_TBC1D1_like and TBC domain-containing protein plx (gene plx). The record is from RefSeq and is a predicted model, not a curated record. NCBI's taxonomy places the organism in Eukaryota, Metazoa, Arthropoda, Insecta, Diptera, Tephritidae.